Messenger RNA from Debaryomyces fabryi, 1020 nucleotides. RefSeq lists its product as uncharacterized. The transcript has a single exon. Gene Ontology annotation, biological process: lipid storage. Lineage: Eukaryota; Fungi; Ascomycota; Pichiomycetes; Serinales; Debaryomycetaceae. The record is from RefSeq and is a predicted model, not a curated record. Bases 1 to 1020 code for a protein of 339 amino acids. Gene Ontology annotation, cellular component: lipid droplet. Gene Ontology annotation, molecular function: lipase activity.
AUGCAAUCCGAAUUGAUGACUUUGAAAGCAUUUCCCCACAAGAAGUAUACUUCCAUAUAUAAUAAGAAGCCACUAAAACCCCUGUUAUCUUCUCGGCCAUUGUUGGUUUUAAUUCCAGGGAACCCAGGUUUGGUUGAUUUUUAUUUCACUUAUUUGGAUUUAAUUCAAAAAAGACAUCCCAGUCUUGAACUAUUGUGUAUCUCUCAUGCAGGGUUUAAAUCUGAUGAUAUUUCUACAAGCGAUGACUCUACUUUCAGCUUCUACAAUUUAGAUUUCCAAAUAAAACAUAAACUUGACAUUCUUAAACAUUUUAUUUUGAGUGAAAAUAGGCCUGCAGAAUUGUAUUUUCUAUCACAUUCGGUAGGAUCUUAUGUUACCCAAAGAGUUGUUCAUGGCUUGAUUAAUGAUAAUGAACUACAGAACAAAAUGCAUAUAAAGUUUAUUGGGCUAAUUUGUCCAACAAUCAUAGAUAUUGGUAGAUCUAAUUCAGGCCAAGCUAUCUCGAAAAUGUUUGCUUAUCUACCAGUAAUCCAAAUUGCGGUAUACUUUUCUACUCUCAUGAAUUUUAUUCUUCCUGAACAAUUCAUCAAAUACUUGGUGAAAAAUACAGUAAUUGAAAAAGGCACAUCUACAAAUGAAGAAACAAAAGAAUCAAUAGAGAAUUCAACUAUGGGUGCAUUGAAAAUUUUCAAAUCUACGAAUAUUAUCAAGCAGGCUUUAAAUUUGGCGAAGGAUGAAAUGAAAACAAUUCUCAAAGAUGAUGAGUUUAAUGACUGGUUCUUCGAGAGUUUAUCUUCAAAGCAUGAUGUUCGAAUUUGGACUUAUUUUGCCCAUAAUGACCACUGGGUUCAUGAUACCACAAAGGACUACAUUUUAGCUAGAUACCAUAGCAAUCACAAUAGAAACUUAUCAUUUCAAAUAGGAGAUCUUGAAGAUUCUAUAACGCAUAGUUUUUGUGUCAAUGAAAGUAUAGAAUUUUCAGAGAUAACAAGCGAAAAACUAAGUGAAUUUUUCCCAUAA